AUGCAUUCAUCUCAGGUGUAGAGUCCCAGUCGACAGCCACAUAUCAUGAUGCACCAUACACUGUACACACUUACACAGAUUCACGUUGAGCCCCAGCGGCCCUUAUCGACAAAAAGAGGGAGGGACAGGCAGUCAGUCAGUCAUUGCGUGCAUGAUCAGCCCCACAUAACAUAAAUGGACACGAAAAAGACAUAUAUAUAGUUCAGGCCGGCUGGCUGGCUGGAUCAGUCAACAGGGUGGGGUCAAGCUGGUCUGAUUGACUCGUCUGAACUCCUGGCUCCAGUCGUGGGCCUUCUUCAUGUGUUCGCCGCACCUUCGGCGCACGAUAAAGCCGCUAUCUUCAUCAAUCCGAUCCACGCACGCACUCAGGGACGAGGCGAAACCCCACACCAGGUAGAUUAGAACGAUAGCCGCAAUCGACAACCAGUACCGAAAAUAAUGGGGGCAUUGCGAAUUCCAAGCCGACACGACGUCACUCACGAAAAUGCCGCUUCUCUCCUCGGGAAGUUUCGGCGUACUUUGUGAGCUUUCUGGACGCCCCUGAUCAGAGCCCCUCACAACCACCACGGCAUCACAGCUUGGCACGGUCCGCUCGCCACUGCGCCUUGGCAUUAACCGCGACACGCCACUCCACGCCAGGCUGGCCCAAUAGCCAAGCUUCAAACGGUCGGCGGCUGUCUCGGGGAACAUCGCCCAGAAUACGUCGCUGACCAGCUCUCCUAAAGAGGCACACACACACACACACACACACAUACGGAUGCGAGACGGAGUUAAGCGGUCAUUGUUUGUGUCAUGCCUUGGGACACGUACGUACCCAUGACUUGGAUGGCGGCCUGGGUGAGGAUCAACUUUGCUGAAAAGUUGCCGAAUUCGUCGCUUAUUCCAUAGAAGAGCAGCACCAUAGGUGCAAUGCAGACGGCAAAGGCCUCUGCCAUAAUAUGCGCUAUCGGCACAGUGUGGUAGAAAGCAGUGGACCCCUCGAUGAGAGCCACCAUCUCCAGAGGCCCAACAUCAAUCUUGCAGCAGCGUUUCAGCAGGCGCCGGACGGGCGCAUAGCACCAUUUGUUGAAGCGUCUGAUGUGAUGGCAGUCGACGCUGUAGCAGUAAACGUGGAAUCGGAUCUCUAGCAUCACAGAGAGCACCUCCGCAAGCACACCCACCCACACCUCUCUCACCGUGCCCUGAAUAAGCGCAUGAACGAGGACGCGAACUUAUGAACUGAUGAACAUGCAAUCUUCUGCCGUCUCGGCUCGUUUUCGUUUGUCGUGUGUUCAUUGUUGCCUUACCUGCAAGAGUCUGGUCAUAAUACUGAUUCCCAGGACGGCCGGGACAUAGAGAAUAUGCCUGUACUCUGCUCCAACGUGGGUCAAUCGCAGGCAGAGCAUUCGCAUGAGAAGCAGUCCCCCUUCCGCAAAGACAAAGAUUGCAACGCGAACUACGAGAAAGCUCAUCCCGGCCUCAAGGUAGCCCAGCCCGAGAGGCACCAAGACUAACUGCAGACAGACAGUAUGGGGACGUCCGAUAAAUGGCUUGUUGUACAUACACACACACAGUGCAUAUGCGCGAGUUCAGAACAACACAUGUACGUACGUACCGAUGUCACGAAGCAGAGAAGUGUGUAUAGUGCCAAGAAGAAGAAGCCCUGCAGGACAUCACUCGGUUUGACGGCACGUGUACAGUACAGCAUAGAUACAAACGUACCGCGCAGACGUGAUGAGGAGGGCUCCAGUAACAGCUGAUGAACAUUAUCGUCGGCACCCAUAUGACCACACUGCGCAGUGUCCAAACUGUAUUGCCGACGGCGUCUUCCAGCAGAAUCCUAACACAUCAACACCAACAGAGCCGCAUACGGAUAGUAAGUGGCCUGCCUGCCUGUUUGUGAGUCGGUCAGGCUGUGUGUGCAAUUGUGUGUGUGCCUGCCUGCCUAUCUGUCUUACCCUUGCCAUCGAUAUGCGAAGUCGAAUGCAAUGCUGGCCACGCCAAAAAUAUAGCCUGCGAGCACCAUUAUAGUCACACGCCGGCGUCCCUUAGCAGUCGGGUUGACACCAGGGACUUGGUUCAAAACGAGCAGCAAGAAGAACUCAGACAGGGCAUAGACUGCACACACACACACAGAGGGAAGGCGCGUCAGUCGAUGGCGCCCUUGCGGCGUCGGUUGCUCACCCACCUGUAUAUGAGAAGGCGCUCCAGACGAAUUCGGCGAUUGUGAAUUUUUCAGUUUUCUUUCGCAUCUGUGUUUCCUUCUGAAUCUGCACGCCAUUCAAUGCGUAGUGCACCUGAACAUCAGCAAGCGGACAGAGCAAGGCAAAUGACGGACAACGGGUCUAGCUUUGAUUCUUGGCGGUCUUAAAUGAUCUCACCACAAAACCUAUGACAGCAGCGACGAACGCGAGGCAUUGCAGCUUCAGCAUCAAGCAGGCGAUCUCCAGCCAGCGGCUCCUCCCCUUCUGGUGCCGCUUCCGUAGAUCAUCAGGAAGCAGUGACAGCGUG
This is a messenger RNA of Vitrella brassicaformis, 2490 nucleotides long. Lineage: Eukaryota; Vitrellaceae. The record is from the annotation of a GenBank genome assembly.